Messenger RNA from Venturia canescens, 1061 nucleotides. RefSeq names its product GTPase-activating protein RacGAP84C-like. Gene Ontology annotation, molecular function: GTPase activator activity. The transcript has 5 exons. Gene Ontology annotation, cellular component: cleavage furrow; nucleus; centralspindlin complex. NCBI's taxonomy places the organism in Eukaryota, Metazoa, Arthropoda, Insecta, Hymenoptera, Ichneumonidae. Bases 297 to 932 code for a protein of 211 amino acids. The record is from RefSeq and is a predicted model, not a curated record. Gene Ontology annotation, biological process: Rho protein signal transduction; mitotic spindle midzone assembly; mitotic cytokinesis.
UCCGGCACGUAGCGCAAAAGUAUGAUAGACACGAUUACACUGAUUUUACAAAUAAGAGACGCGAGCGUUUUUGUUGUUCCGAGAAAACCCAUCGCCUGUUGGUAAGUGGCAGAUUUUAUUUCUCGUCACGUCUUCCGGUCCCUUCUUCGUUAUCCCCACCCGUGAUAAAAGUAUGGAGCGAAUUACUUUCCUUUCAGUCUUACAUUUUCUUGUUAUCGUUGCAAAUUUGUUCAUUUGGUGUCCGAAUUCGUCACGAUUUUAACUCAUCUUCGUCUUCUAUUUCAAACGCUGACAUAAUGGCAUCCACAUUGGAUUCUACAAAACCGUUGGGGGGAAAUAUUGCUAAUUACGUGCCGGAAAAACUACCCUAUGUACCACCUCUGGUAACUGCAUGUAUAAAAGAGAUAGAAUUACUUAGUGAGGUGGGGAUGAGCAUGUACAAAGAGAACGGCGACCUCGCGAUAGCCAAAGUAUUGGUAAGAGAAUAUCGCAGAUCCAAAAAAGUGCCGGACUUGAAGGGAGUUGAUAUACACACGCUUGAAUCCACUCUAAGAUUGUUUUUGGCUUCAUUGAGUGAACCACUUAUCAUCGAAGAAUUUCGGGAUCCAUUCGUUACCGCGGCUCUCAUGACCGAUAAAAAAAAGAAGGAUGCAGCACUAAGCGAAGCGAUAAUCCUCCUUCCGGCUCCGAAUCUCCACACUCUCAGUUAUCUGAUCCAUCAUUUAAGAUUCAUCAGCAAACUCUCGAGCACAAAUCACUACAACCGUCUCGCUGUCGUAUUUGGGCGCAUACUAGUUGCUGGAAGAUCUCGUUGUCUCGCUUCAUCUUUGUACAUCCUUCAUCCAGAAGAUCAAGAAGAGGUUGUCCAAAGUUUGUUGGAAAUGGAUGUUUCUUACGAUUCCUUUCUUCCUUUCAAGUCUCAGGACUCAUGAUUCCGCAGCUGGUGACUGGAUGUGAAACGAUCGUGGUGUUCUCCGACAAGAUGAGAAUGUCAUGUGAAUAAAAAUUAAAAAACAAACUAAUAUUCAGAGUGUUAAUAAUAUUAUGACGAUUAUUUAAUA